UAAGUUGAGGUUAGAGGUGAAAGGUUUUCUGGAAGAGGUUGACAGCUGUUGCUAACGUGCUAACUUUCAUUUGGAGCUGUUUUUAAGUGUCUAAACGCAUAAAAUGGCAGAUGAUCAAGGAGAUGAAGUAUUUACUCUGCCGUCUAUCUUAGUCACAAGCUGUGAUUCCAGCUUUAAAGAAGAGGAGCUCAUUAGACAGAUCUUGGGCUCAGAAUCACUGCCACAAGCUACCAAAAUAGAGGAAAGAGUUUCUUGGUUUCCAUGGACAAUUAACAACAAAUACUACACAGCAGAAGUCAAUCUAUGUGUUGUUUCAAGUAAAUUUGACAUGAAUGCAGAGGUUGCCCGGUCUAUGCAAGCAUUCAUCGUUUAUUUUGACAGCAAAACUAAAGACGCCCUUAACAAUGUCAACUCUUGGUUAUCAGUAGUGGAGGAACUGGCUCCAGAAGUGCUGAUACUAGUUUGUGACCAUGUGUGUGACAGCGGUGUUAGCAGACAGGAAGCCCAGCAAUGGUGUCUGGCUCACGCAUUUGAAUUAGUAGAGCUCAACCCUGAAGAUCUACCCGAUGAAGAUGAUGAUUUCCCAGAGUCCACAGGAAUAAAAAGAAUCCUGCAAGCCCUCAAUGCCAACGUGUGGUCCAGUGUCGAGAUGAAAGAUGUACAUAAUCAGGGAUUUGGGCUAAUGAGCAGCCUGGUGGCCUCGCGUCACAACAACCCACGGCCCAGUCAAGAGACACUGUCCUCUCAUUCCCCAUCCAACAGUACAGAUGAAGGCACUGAGAGCCAGAGAGCUGAGAAUAACCAGAAUAAUGCAGUGGACACAGUAGUUGAUCCCAUGAUUGACAUUGAUAUCCAAGAGCUGGCUAAUCUAACAGCUGGCGAUGCAGAUGUGGAGAAUUUUGAACGACUCUUUACUAAAUUGAAAGAGAUGAAAGACAAGGCCUCUUCAUUGCCACAUGAACAGAGGAAAGUGCACGCAGAGAAGGUUGCUAAAGCAUUCUGGAUGGCUAUUGGUGGAGACCAGGAUGAGAUUGAGGGCCUGUCAUCAGGGGAGGAGAGUUAAUGCCUGAGUUACUCUUAACCAGCUUCCACUGUUGAUACUCAUCCAACCCUUCGAACCCCGUCAUCCCAAAUCUGCUCAGCCCAGUCCUGUCCUGUCCCGCCCGAAAAAUUAAGAUCCGGCAAGAGGAACAUGAGGAGCUAAAACAGCAACUGAGAUUUUCUGCUGUUACUAUAAUAUAAACAUCCAACUCCUCAGUCAGGCAGUACAGUGUCAUUAUGGGCUUUUGGCUUUAAACAUUGUAAUCUCAGAGCCAUUGAAUGGGUUGCAGGGGGCAAGAUUGUUAUCUUGUAUGCUCUCUGCUUCAGUGCAAGCAACAUACGAGGAUGAAGCCUAUGGUUCUGUCAAAAGUUGUAAAUCAUAUGACAGAUGAGCUGACAAAUGAAUUAUUUAUAAACUUAUUUUUCCUUGUGUACUUGAUACAAGUCACAAUUACGGACUAUGCUUGAGCAUGUCAUUAGCUCUUCAUCAAUUAAAAUAAUAAUCUGUCGAAUCAAUUUAGAUGUUCUUUUCUUUUGUUGAAAAAUAGAAUUUUACGUGAAAUAAAACAACUCUUUACAAAAGAAGCAAAGGCAGUGCAAAAACCGAUGCUCUUAAAACAUUUUAUUAUUAAAACGUACAUAAAAGUCAAUAUAACAGGGAAGUCUUCGUGAGUGUACGUUACAGAAAAGCAAAAGGGGAAAUUCAGGGAAAACAAGAAUUAAGCACCAGUUUAAGAAUAUGAAUUGAUUAACUGACGCUAUUAGACAAAGAAUGUAUUUGCUUCCAAAUCAAGAAUGCAAAGAAAAUAAAUGGGUUAUAAGGAAUAUUCCAGCAUAAAUGACAAAUAUAAAUAAUAUCACCAGUCCAUUGUGUGCUUUGGCCAAUGAAGAGCUGGCAAGAUUCAGAAUUAAACACAAGCAUCAGUUGUUCCAUGAAAUAUCCAUUUGAUUUUCAAAAUCAAGCAAAGAUUGUCAAGAUUUUCAUGAACAAUGAUUCAGUGCUUAUUACUUGGGAAACCAGAAUAAAAUGAGAAAUGCUUACGGACUGCUGAUUUCUGACCAUGCAUCGAGUUGGAUGUUAAAUGUCAAUAUUAACAAAUUCAGGGAUUAAAUAACCUGAAAAGCAAAGUGUACAAAUAAAAAUCUAGCCAUUUA
This is a messenger RNA of Pimephales promelas (fathead minnow), 2196 nucleotides long. It is a transcript of the gene aagab, whose product is annotated as alpha and gamma adaptin binding protein. NCBI's taxonomy places the organism in Eukaryota, Metazoa, Chordata, Actinopteri, Cypriniformes, Leuciscidae. The record is from RefSeq and is a predicted model, not a curated record.